This is a messenger RNA of Anopheles moucheti, 678 nucleotides long. RefSeq names its product NHP2-like protein 1 homolog (gene hoip). The coding region runs from base 160 to 543 and encodes 127 amino acids. Gene Ontology annotation, molecular function: RNA binding. Gene Ontology annotation, cellular component: nucleolus; U4/U6 x U5 tri-snRNP complex; precatalytic spliceosome. The transcript has 2 exons. Gene Ontology annotation, biological process: ribosome biogenesis; maturation of SSU-rRNA; mRNA splicing, via spliceosome. The record is from RefSeq and is a predicted model, not a curated record. Lineage: Eukaryota; Metazoa; Arthropoda; Insecta; Diptera; Culicidae.
UAGAUAUUCUUCAACCACGCGGUUGCCGCUUUGCUCAUCAUUUCCCUAGUUAUUCCGGCCAAUGAAGCUUGAAGCCGAGGCUUAGAAAUUUGCCGCAAGUAAUUCCAUUUUUACAACAAACUACUCUAUUCUGCAACCGAAUUUCAUCAAAACAUUAAGAUGACUGAAGAGGUUAACCCUAAGGCUUACCCACUGGCCGACCAGUCGCUUACUUCGAAGAUCAUGACGCUUAUCCAGCAGGCGGUAAACUACAAGCAGUUGCGUCGCGGUGCUAACGAAGCUACCAAAACGCUGAACCGUGGUCUGUCUGAGUUCAUCGUGAUGGCGGCAGAUGCCGAACCGAUCGAAAUCAUCUUGCAUCUUCCGCUGCUGUGCGAGGACAAAAACGUGCCGUACGUGUUUGUGCGGUCGAAGCAGGCGCUCGGUCGUGCGUGCGGUGUAUCGCGCCCAAUCGUGGCGUGCUCCGUGACGAUCGACGAAGGAUCGCAGCUGAAAUCUCAGAUUGUAUCAAUCCAGCAGGAGAUCGAACGGCUGCUCGUUUAAACAGGGUGAAGACUGGGACAAAGUACAAAGUGUAUUAUGACGCAUUUUAUCUGUUUUUGAAAACGGGAUACAAGAAUGGAAGAAAAAUCAUAAACAACUAUGGUUUUACGGAUAUAAGUCCGUAAAGCGCGCCCA